Molecule: messenger RNA, 894 nt
Organism: Sciurus carolinensis (gray squirrel)
Lineage: Eukaryota; Metazoa; Chordata; Mammalia; Rodentia; Sciuridae
Gene: Rpl13
Product: ribosomal protein L13
Exons: 6
Coding region: 57-692 (211 amino acids)
Biological process (GO): translation
Cellular component (GO): cytosolic large ribosomal subunit; ribosome
Molecular function (GO): RNA binding; structural constituent of ribosome
Source: RefSeq, a predicted model, not a curated record
UUUCGGCACCGCUUCCUUUCCGCUCUCCGGUCCCGCGCAGGAGGCCGUAGGCAGCCAUGGCGCCCAGCCGGAAUGGCAUGAUCCUGAAGCCCCACUUUCACAAGGACUGGCAGCGGCGCGUGGCCACGUGGUUCAACCAGCCGGCCCGGAAGAUCCGCAGGCGCAAGGCCCGGCAAGCGAAGGCGCGCCGCAUCGCCCCGCGCCCCGCGUCUGGACCCAUCCGGCCCAUAGUGAGGUGCCCCACGGUGCGGUACCACACCAAAGUCCGAGCCGGCAGGGGCUUCAGCCUGGAGGAGUUGAGGGUGGCAGGCAUCCACAAGAAGGUGGCCCGGACCAUCGGCAUCUCUGUGGACCCCAGGAGGCGGAACAAGUCCACCGAGUCCUUGCAGGCCAACGUGCAGCGGCUGAAGGAGUACCGCUCCAAGCUCAUCCUCUUCCCCAGGAAGCCCUCUGCCCCCAAGAAGGGAGACAGCUCUGCUGAAGAACUCAAAUUGGCCACCCAGCUGACAGGACCAGUAAUGCCUAUCCGAAACGUGUAUAAGAAGGAGAAGGCCAGAGUCAUCACCGAUGAGGAGAAGAACUUCAAGGCAUUUGCCAGUCUCCGCAUGGCUCGUGCCAAUGCCCGGCUCUUUGGCAUCCGGGCAAAGAGGGCCAAGGAAGCUGCAGAACAGGACGUUGAAAAGAAAAAAUAAAGUGCUGUGGAGCCUUGUAAUAAAUGCUCUCAGUGAAGCUAAAGCUGGGGCCCCUGUGCUGCCUUCACGUGCAGCGGCCAACCUGUGGUGGGUCAGAUUGUAGGCUGUGGUGCUGGGUUCUCUGUGGCUGCCCAGACCCUGCAUUGCCAUCUUUUUUUCUGUGUGUUAAUGUCACAUCUCAAGAAUUAGAUUGGUCACUUGA